AGUAUUUUUACUCAUUUUGGUAAUAAUAUAUGUGGCGGAUAUCCCGAUCCAUCUCAAUCAACACUUCCAAUGAAAAAUAAUAACGCUGUUGCGUUAUUAAGCACUCAAAAUUUUGAAGACUUCACUUGGUCAUUGCCAGCUAUUUCAAACCAACCAAUCCCCUACUGGCAUACAGCAAUAACCUAUAGAAAGAAAAUGCGUCGUCCUGCUUAA
Messenger RNA from Ambispora gerdemannii, 213 nucleotides. NCBI's taxonomy places the organism in Eukaryota, Fungi, Glomeromycota, Glomeromycetes, Archaeosporales, Ambisporaceae. The record is from the annotation of a GenBank genome assembly.